CUUCAACAGCGAUUCUGCGCUUUCCUACUCUUCAGUCCCAACGACAACGAGAUGUCAAGUCUAUCUGAUGAAAGAGUAGUAACUUUAAGUUGAUCAAUCGGGGUAUUCUUUUCUUUUCUUUCCUUCGCUUAUUGCUUGUUUUUUUCUUCUCUUCGUUAAUUCGGUAGACCGCCUUUGUUUUCUUCACUGCGUCAUUUUAUCGAACACCUUCCGCUCCAUCUUUACGUCCACGUAUUCGUGCUCUGCUCCUGCUAGUAUGUAUCUUGCUAUUACUCGCUUGAUGUGCGACUGAACUAUGCGAGGAACCAGAGCUGCUAGUUUGUUUCGAAGGGCGCUUUCUGUUGUUGCGGCUCGUACGCCUGGCCAUUUGUCUCACGCGACACCAGUUCAUGUCUCCCAUCGGACCGCCGAGGACGCCGCUUCGGGGAGUCGAUUGGUUUCUCAGUUUGCAUCUGCUUUAUCUUCAUUCUCUGGUUCGAGUGUCGAAACCCCAGUUGGAGGAACUGCUCCAGAUAUUCCAGAGAGAAGUCUCAGUGAGAGCAAUGGUGAUGAUGAUGUUGAAAACGGUAUAUCCUCUUCUUCCAGUUCAAGUGUCGACACACCAGUUCCCGCAACGACCACCGUGAAUCCAGGAGAAUGUUCCGUCCAGAGAGAUUACGAUGAUGAUGCUAAUGAAAGUGAUGAUGGUUCCCGCAGUGAUUGUGAUGAUGGAUUUCAUGAUGGUGGCGAGGGGCAGGUGAAGCUGAUUGAUGCCGCCCUUCUUAUAGAUGCGCAUGCCAUUGUUAAAAUGUUGCAUGAUUCGAGUAAAAAUCGUGUGGAAAUGAGGGACAAGAUUGAGCAGUGCGAGGUUAAGGUGUCACAUGAAUUGGUCAGGGAAGUUCUUUCCAGGGUGAGGAAUGAUUGGGAAGCAGCCUUCACUUUCUUCUUGUGGGCUGGUAAGCAGCCAGGUUAUGCUCAUUCUUUACGUGAGUAUCAUGCUAUGAUCUCUAUCCUAGGUAAAAUGAGAAAGUUUGAUACAGCAUGGGCAUUGGUUGAUGAGAUGAGAGGUAUAAGAACUGGUGUUUCGCUUGUUACUCCACAAACUCUGCUGAUUAUGAUAAGGAGGUAUUCGGCUGCCCACGAUGUUGGUCAAGCUAUAAACACAUUUUAUGCACACAAGCGCUUUAAAUUCGAUGUGGCGAUGGAAGAUUUUCAUGGUCUUCUGUCUGCUCUAAGUCGUUACAAGAAUGUACAAGAUGCUGAGCAGUUGAUGUGGUGCAAUAAGGAGAUCUUUCCGUUCAACACAAAGAGUUUUAACAUUGUGCUGAAUGGAUGGUGUAAUGUGAUUGGUAGCCCUAGAGAAGCAGAGAGAGUGUGGAGGGAGAUGUCCAAAAGGGGGAUCCGCUAUGAUGUUGUCUCAUAUGCAAGCAUCAUCUCUUGUUAUUCAAAGGCAGGCAAUAUUUACAAGGUGCUAAAGAUAUACAACAGGAUGAAGGAGAUGAACAUUGAACCAGAUAGGAAAGUGUAUAAUGCUGUUAUUCAUGCUCUUGCAAAGGCAGGGCAUGCAGAGGAAGCUAUUGAUCUGUUGAAAACAAUGGAUGAGAAGAAGGGCAUUUCACCUAAUGCCGUGACUUAUAAUUCAUUGAUUAAACCUUUGUGCAAGGCACAGAAAAUCAAUGAAGCAAGAGCUGUCUUUGAUGAAAUGUUACAGCGUGGUCUCCCUCCAACAAUACAGACAUAUCAUGCUUUCUUGCGUUACCUGCGGACUGCUGAGGGUGUAUUUGAGCUAUUGGAAAAUAUGUCAAAGGUGGGUUGCCAGCCAACGAAUGAUACCUAUAUUAUGUUGAUCAGAAAGUUUUGCCGAUGGCGCCAACUUGAUAAUGUGUUCAAACUUUGGGAUCUGAUGAUCAGGAAUGGGAUAAGCCCGGAUCGUAGCACAUAUAUUGUGCUGAUACAUGGGCUCUUUCUAAAUGGCGAAUUGGAGUUGGCACAUCAAUAUUACGCAGAAAUGAAGGAGAAGCAGCUAUUGCCAGAACCUAAGAUAGAUGAAGUGAUUCAGACAUGGUUGUCAAACAAGCAAAUAGCAAAGCUGCAGCUGGUGAAAUCAGAAGGCAAUCAGUCAAGCAAGCCAGGCAGAGAUACUUCUACAAGAUUCGGACGUGACAAAAACUUCGUCCGGCAAGCUGAAACACGAAGAGUUGUGAGAGAUCGAGGCUUUUCAUUCUGGGAGCCUUAGUUUAUUAUGUCGUCCAGAUUAAUUAAGUCAUCAUCUAGGGUUGUGUAACUGCAUAGUGUAUUCAUUCAUAUGGCCAAUUAUCCUAUCAUUGUUACUUCAAAUGCUCACACAUGAGAUCGCAGGCCUACUUUGAAGAAGUGCAGAUCUAUGUUUCAAAUCUUUUGGAUUUCUAGAACUCUUUUCAGUACCUUCUCAGCUGCCAGGGUAUUCGACUCUCAGUGCACUGUUAUUCAUAAGACUAUAUGACAAGUGAAGCUUUCUGAUACAACUACCAACUAAGGCUUAUUGUAAUUUAUGAUAGGAUAAUCAGAGUGAUGCUUCCAUUCAACUCUUGUCCUCUGGCAUCCAUUUGUACUGUACAUGUGGUAGGUUUAACAUCUUAGCGUAACUUUGUGAUAAUUGUAGUCUUCAGGGCUCGGUAGAAUUUGCACUGUUUGUUUUUCUUAUUCUUUCUAGACCUUGUAAGUUGGUAUGUUACAGGGAAACUACUUCAAAUUGGUUGUGCCAUGUACAUGAGACAUCUGUUUCGUCAUACAUUUACCGGUCUUUUGGUUGCAAACCAGGGGUUCUCUGUAUUAGAAAAAUACAAUGAAGGUUCACUUCAGGU
Molecule: messenger RNA, 2822 nt
Organism: Linum trigynum
Lineage: Eukaryota; Viridiplantae; Streptophyta; Magnoliopsida; Malpighiales; Linaceae
Source: the annotation of a GenBank genome assembly